This is a messenger RNA of Lactuca sativa (garden lettuce), 327 nucleotides long. The record is from RefSeq and is a predicted model, not a curated record. Lineage: Eukaryota; Viridiplantae; Streptophyta; Magnoliopsida; Asterales; Asteraceae.
AUGGGAGAAAAAAGGAAGAUUGAGGUAUCCUCAAGAUCCGAUAAGAAAGGAAGAUUCUCGAAGUCCAACCCGAACGAUCAAAAGUAUGGGGGUAGUGGUGGAGCCAAGUGGUGUCAGAAGUGCAAGAAGAAGCAUUGUGGGAGAUACGACGGAAAGGUAACUUGUUAUAAAUGUGGGAGGAUCGGUCACUAUUCUAAGGAUUAUACGUUUAAUGAUAAGGUAUGCUACAAAUGUGGAAACAAGGGGCAUAUGUCAAAAGAUUUCCCGAAGAAAAAUGAAGCAGCAAGACCGAAUACGCCACCGAAGCCAAAUGCAAGAGCAUUCUAG